Molecule: messenger RNA, 5928 nt
Organism: Aspergillus niger
Lineage: Eukaryota; Fungi; Ascomycota; Eurotiomycetes; Eurotiales; Aspergillaceae
Exons: 6
Coding region: 1-5928 (1975 amino acids)
Molecular function (GO): protein binding
Source: RefSeq, a predicted model, not a curated record
AUGACCAUCUCCGCAACCCCAACGCCCUCGCUUUGGGCCAUCGCCUUCUCAACUCUUUCUGAGAAAGACCGGCGGAUUUUCAAGCUCCCCGAUACGUCGCCUUUAGAUCCCAAACAGAUCUUGACCGAAAUCCUGGUAGCGCUUGAGACACAGCGCGACCGAUGCAAAAGAGACGAAUGGACCACGGUCAGCAUCGGGGGCAAAGAGAUUGUCAUUCGCGACGUAUGUUCCAAGAUAGUUGCGUAUGUUAAGAAGUUCAUGGAGGUGGUAGAUGCAGCUGUCCAAAUUGACCCUGCUCAUGCUGCAUUACCCUGGGCGGGUGUGCGUUUCCUGCUGCAGUUGACAUUUAUGGCGUUCGAGACCUUUGGUGCCAUAGUGGAGGGCCUUGAAAAAGCAACUCGACUGAUAGCCCGUUGCGGCAUACUCGAAGCCCUGGUCAUCCGGAAUAGUAGUGCAACGAAUGAUGCGAAGGUAGGCUUAGAAGAGGAACUGGUGAAGCUGUAUUCGGCGGUCUUGGGUUUCAUUUGUAAGGCCAAAAAACACUAUGAUGGAUCGCGCAUGAGUAGGCGGAAUCUUCCCUUGAAGCCAACGCAGCUUUUGUCUGUUGACGAUGAACAUAUAGAACGUGUUCUAAACCUUACCUCUCGGCAGUCUCUCCAAGACUCGGUCAAAGAAAUGGAGGUUGCAGAGCAGCGGGUACUUGUGAUGAAGGGUCUAGUUGAUAGCGAACGGAUGGAAAGCGUUCAUGGUGGGGUUUCGACAAUGCUCUUUACCAUCGCUUCAGUCGCGAACGGUGUCGACAAUAUACAGACACGACUGGACAAGGCAUUUGCAGAUCUCGAUCAACCUAUUGUUAGGAUCGCGGAUGAGGUAUCUGAUCUGCAUAUUGCUCUCAAAGAAAGCGAGAGAAGUGAACUUUUACAGUGGCUUUCCACUGUUACCAUACAACAACAUUACAAGGAAGCAUUGACUUCUGUACUUCCUGGAUCCGGUGAGUGGCUUUUGAAUGAGCCACGCUUCGUUAAUUGGAAAGAUUCGAAUAGUUCAGAAACCUUCUGGCUACAUGGAAUACAGCCGGAACGCAGCGAUGCUCGCGAAAUACUACGAUCGCUGCUUAAACAGGUUUCACUCAUUGAAGGUGAAAAGACAAUAAGACUUCCUUCAGUUGAAACCUAUCAAGAACGACGAGCAGAAGCGAGCCACACCGGAGAAAGGCCAGCGCCACUUACAGUGGAAGAGUGCACUGAGCUCAUGUGUGAAAUUGGCCGGGCAACUCCGCUUACGAUUGUCAUAGAUGCAUUAGACGAGUGCAACUCUCAACAGCGUGGCAUUAUUAUUCACGCUCUUCAAGAAAUCCGACGCCAGUGUCGAGAUGUUGUCAAGAUCUUCGUGUCCAGUCGCCAUGAAGCAGACAUUGCAGCUCACUUUAAUGAAGGAGAAGUCUCAGAGGUGACUGCUUCCGCAAAUGAAAAAGAUCUGAACCGGUUUAUUGGGAUCCAGGUCGAGUCCUUUGUGCAGAGGUGGUCUACAAUACACGAGGAGCCUAUACAGUUCCUCUGGGUGACGCUCCAGCUCGAACGUAUUUGCGAUAUGGAACGAAUCAAAGAUAUCGACAGUAUCCGCCAAGUAUUGAGGUCUCUACCGCAAACAUUGAAUCAAUCAUACGAACUCCUGUAUAAACGGAUCCAAGACAUGGGUGAAGGCCCGAGGACGGUCGCCUUACAAAGCCUUCAGUGGCUAUUAUGCGCGAAAAGGAAACUCUCAGUGUCUGAAUUCCUUGCGGCUGUCAGGAAAUCCCCGGUGAAAUGCACUUCUAUAUCAGCGAGGUCAAUCAUCGACUACUGCUGCAAUUUGGUUGUCAUUGACAACGUGGCAGACACUUUCCGCUUAGCGCACGUCACGGUCCGAGAGUUCCUGGAAAAAAAUUCCAACGACGCCAUUCUUGAGGCUAAUUUGACUGUAUCUCGGAGAUGUUUAGGCACUUUUCUUUGGGGCGAGUUCAGCGAAGAUGGUCUUCUACACUAUGCAACGAGAUACUGGCCCGCUCACGUACAGCAGCUAAAUGGAUCGCACCAAAGACAUGAAAUUCAGGCAGUAAUGACCGAAUUUUUCACUCAAGAAGAGCACUUCGAAGACUGGAUAGAACAUCUCGACGAACGUCCAGUGGAAGAAGGCUAUCGUUGGAGUAACUCGCUUGAGAGAAAGCUCGAAGCAUGUUUUGCUUCACCGCCAUCGGCCUUGUUCACAGUUUCCUGUUUUGGCCUUUCCGAAGUGCUAGAUUUUCCAGAGGUCAUGGAGAUGAUCGAUGUGAACCAAACCAAUAGGCAUGGGACUUCAGGCGUGUAUCUCGCUGCUCGCUGGGGCCACACUGGUGUAGUCCGGAAAUUACUUCAACUGGGAGCUGAUGUCAACGGACCCGGGUAUCAAUAUGGAGGUCCACUCCAAGCAGCGGCAUUUAGUGGCCAUGAAGAUAUCGUGCGAGCCUUGCUGGAUAGUGGUGCCACUUUUUCUUCGACUGAGAAGGGUGAAUACUCAAGUCCACUCCACGCAGCUCUAGCAAAUGGCCAUGAUAACAUCGCCGAGAUCUUGAUAGACAGUGGGCUUCAGCUGGUCACACAAAAGCAGUUCGCCGAUGCCUUAGAUACUGCCAGCUUCAAAGGAUUUACUAACAUAGUCCAGCACCUUUUAGACGGCAAGGCUGGCAGUUUCACACCUAAUAUCUGCCCUGACCCUCUCCAGGUUGCUCUCUUCGGUGGCAAAGCACGGCAAGCGAAGCGGUUGCUUCAGAGCUGCACUGACAUCAAUGAAGAGAAAGGGUACUUCGGAAAUGCUCUUGCUGCCGCCGUUGCUAGUCGUAAACUUGCCCUCGUGCAGUUGGUUGUUGAUGCCGGUGCCAGACUCGACGCUCGUGGACGUUUUGGCUUGCCAUUGCGGGCGGCUGCGAUAACUAAUCAGCUUGAUAUUGCGACAUACUUCCUCGAUAAAGGCGCCGAUCCUAAUACGAAAGAUGAAGAUUUAGGUGACCCACUUCAAGCCGCUGCGUCUUUUGGAAAGUUGGACAUGAUGCUUCUGUUGCUUUCCCACGAUGCAUCUGUGGACGGUUGUGGAGGGCACUUCGGUAAUGCACUACAAGCUGCCUGCUUCAAUGGUCAUGAACAGGCCGUUCGACUUUUGAUUGAUCAUGGUGCUUCGUUAGACCGCAAAGGCCGGUAUCGCGAUGCACUACAAGCUGCCGUAUACAGUGGCAAUGAAAGGAUUGUUGAGAUUCUAUUGAUGGCUGGUGCUAAGCUCAACCCAGGACGAGAGGGUAGGGUAUAUUUAUGCAGCUGCUCUGAGAGGACGCAGAGACUUGCGUUACCGGGCCGGAGGAACGGAACUGGACAGCUAGACAUUCCUACAGAGCUCGGACCGCUAGAGAUUGCUGCGAGACGAGGCGACGUCAAGUUAGUUGAGAAGCUCAUAGCCAAGGGAGCAACCAUCGACGCACCCGACGCGAAUGAAGAGGAUAAUGAUUAUCAUAAUGGAUGUGCGUACACUGCACUGGAAAUUGCGGCUUUCUGGGGACAUCUCGGAGUGGUGCAGUGUCUUUUGGAUCGUGGAGCCGAUAUUGAUGCGAUACGACAGACACUAGGGACUCCAUUGCAGGCGGCCAUGGAAGGGGGUCAUUUUGAUGUUGCAGACGCGCUGUUGUUUCGUGGUGCGGAAAUUGAUAAGCAUUGGACUAUGUUUGGGUCCUGCUUACAGGUAUUUUCCGAGCGGGGAGAUAUUGAGACAGUCGAGUUUCUAUUGCAGCGCGGAGCAAACGUGGAAGAUCGUGGAGGUGAAAACGGCAAUGCACUUCAGGUGGCUUGCAAUGCAGGACACAUUGAUAUUGUGAAGUUGUUACUUGACAGUGGAGCCGAUGUGAGAUCGCGUGGACGGAAUAUCGGGAACGCGCUGCAAGCUGCAUCGUUGGCCGGACAUCUUGACAUAGUGAAGCUGCUGGUUCAUCGUGGUAUAGGAGUGGAUGAAGCUGAUGGAAAUUCUGAAACGGCGCUUUGCCUGGCAGCAAAGAAUGGCGACGAGCACAUGAUGAACUUUUUGCUCCAACAAGGAGCUAAAGUUGAUGGCAAUUCCAUUCUCUCCGGUGACAGACCCGACAACCUGGAGUCAGGUGGCGAAGUUGAACGAGACGAAAAUUUGGUGGCGAUACCAUUGCACCUUGCCUCCGUUCAUGGACAUGAAUCUGGAGUCUAUAUUCUUCUCCAGAAUGGAGCAUAUGUCCAUGCCAAAGGAAAGCUGCGUCUGAAACAGACCGGCCCAUCUGAUGAAUGCGACUUCAGCAAGCUACUUUGCAAUCCAUUGUUCGCGGCAUGCUUUUGGGGCUAUGAGUCUAUUGCGAGGCGAUUGUUUCAGUACGACCCGUGGGGAUAUGCGAUUCAUGGCACAUUUACAUCUGCUGUAGAGACGAGCCUCGCCCGCAAGAAGGAAUCCAUUGCAACAAUGCUGGUUCAAGAAGCAGUUCGCGCAGGAUUCCAAGCGGAACAACUUGAUGGUGUGUUCAAUUAUGCCUGUGCAGAAGGAUAUGCAGGAAUUGCGACACAGAUACUAGAGCUUUGUGGUCUAGAACGUUGGCCAGAUGCAAUAUUGGUAGCUACAAAGCAGGGUAGAAGUGCCGUUGUCGAAGCUUUACUUCAGAAUGGGGCUGACAUGAACGCCCGUGAUGUGCAUGGCAAUCUCUGUCUGGACAUUGCAAUUGAAAAGGUCCAAAAAUUUCGCCAUACCUGGUGGGGUUCCAACCCACCAAAUUGGAUUGAAGUGGUCAGGAUGUUCCUUUGUGCGGGGGCAGAGUCAAAUGAUCUACCAAGCAAGAUCAAAAUAAUUGUCCCGGACGUUGUACAGAGAGGAAGCCUUGAUGCUUGGAAGGCAGUGGACCGGCGUCAAUACGAUGUGGCCAACCACGUUGAACUAUAUCCGAGGUUUUUAAUUUGGGCAUCGGAGACGGGCGAUCUCGAUAAAAUUGAUUACGUGGCUGGAAAGUAUGAGCCAUCAACUGGAGAAAUCAAACGCGCCGUCGUGGCUGCAAUGGAGGGUGUGCGAAACAACUUACCUCCUGUCGAGGCCCUACUGAAGCUCAAGACACCACUCUUCUUCAGUGACAAGGAGGAUGGCGAGAAUGAUAAAGAACCCUUAGUCCUUGCUUCCAGCGAAGGGUAUAGCGAAAUACUCGCAGUCUUGCUCCAGUACGCGACACACAGCUCGUCAAUCGUUGAAGAAGCGUUGAAAACAGCCAUCAGCCGCAAACAUGUCACCUGCACACGCCUGAUUCUUGACUCGCAAUUUAUUAAUCCCUCUGAGCGGCUGGAGAUAUGCUCUCGUCUCAUUCAACACUGUUUUCCCUUCUGUUCGAAAAAGAUGCUCGAAUAUUUGUUGGAUGAAGGCGUAUCCCCGAAUACCAGGGAUCCGGAGACGGGCGAAACCUUAUUGUACAUUGCUGCUAGAAAGAAGGACAGCAAAGGCGUCAAUAUCCUUAUCUCCCACGGUGCUGAUGUUCAUCUCAUGGGAGGGGAACACGGAACUGCCCUACAUGCAGCAGCCGUUUCUGGCUCCUGGAAAACGGUGGAAUUGUUGCUUUCAGCGGGUGCAGAUAUUAAUGCGCGGGGUGGAGAUUACGGAACCCCGCUUGUAGCGGUGAUGGCGCAGAAGUGGAGGGAAACUUGCUGGAAGGCUGAGUUCAAUAUGUCUUGCAGCUGGGAAUGUCAUCGCUGCGUUGCGAGAGUGUUGCUGGAGUGGGAUGCAGAUGUUGAUGCUGAGGGAGAGUUUGGCACGGCUCUACAGGCUGCGGAGAUGGUUGGUAAUGAGGUCGGGAUGAAGAUGCUCACGGGGGAGGAUGAGGUGCUCGUGGAGGGUGGUGAAGGGAAGGAUAGUGACUUUGAGGACUCGGAUUGA